Molecule: messenger RNA, 2740 nt
Organism: Cornus florida
Lineage: Eukaryota; Viridiplantae; Streptophyta; Magnoliopsida; Cornales; Cornaceae
Product: glucan endo-1,3-beta-D-glucosidase ARB_01444-like
Exons: 1
Coding region: 312-2531 (739 amino acids)
Molecular function (GO): endo-1,3(4)-beta-glucanase activity
Source: RefSeq, a predicted model, not a curated record
AUGCGUAUAACCUCUCUCUCCUGUGAUGCUAAACCAGGGUCAACUUCAUUCCCUUUCUUCUUCCUCCUCGCAUUGCGCAUGCCCUCUCAGUCAUAACAAUGUCUCUUUCGCAUGCCCCCUCUCUCUUCUAGAUCUCAGACAACAUUUGACAAAGAAAAGUCAACGCUCUCCAUAUUCUCCUUGCUUGUAUCGAAUCUAGUUAGAAGAAACUGAUUCAAUCUCUCUUCUCACUACAUAUAUGUGUAUAUAUAUAUAUAUAUAUAUCUAAUUAUUUUCACAGAUUUAUAUGUAAUUCAGUUCAUUCCUUCAUCAUGUUGAAGGAGAUUCAAAGAAGAGUCAAAACCACCAAUAAUUCCCCAAAACCUCACAAAUUCCAUAAACCUUCACAACCACCAAGAAUUUCAGUUUCAAUGUCCUUUACUUCAAUGUCUUUGUUUUGUCUCAUUUUCAUGUUAUCAUUCAAUGCCAUUUGUGGCAGUGCUACCAAGCCUAUCAUUCUACAUGAAUCCCUCAAAAAACCAACCUUUCCUUUCCUCUUCCCCAAAGCCAAAUCCUCUGUCCUCCCUGACCCAUCCCUUUUCUUCUCCCCUCACCUCCUCUCAACCCCUUUGCCCACAAACUCAUUCUUCCAAAACUUUGCCCUCAACAGAACUGCCCAACCUGAAUACAUCCACCCCUAUCUCUUCAAACCUUCUCUCUCCUCACUUUCUCUCUCCUACCCAUCUCAGUUCUCCAACUCUUCCAUCAUAUCCCAAAUUUUUAAGGCUGAUCUCACCAUCUCUGAAUCAAAAAACAAUAACAAGAAAAACCAUUCAAACCAUGUAAUCUCUUCAUACAGUGAUCUUAGUGUCACCUUAGACAUUCCCUCAAGCAAUCUGAGAUUCUUCCUUGUCAGGGGAAGCCCUUUCUUGACCUGUUCCGUCGCAAAAAGGACUGAGCUUUCCAUUUCCACCAUUCAUACCAUUCUUCGUUUAUCUUCAAAUAGUGCUCUAACCAAACACGCCAUCAAGCUUAAAAAUAAGCAGACUUGGCUUUUGUAUAGUUCUUCACCAAUCAAAUUGAGUACUAACAAGUCCGUGAUAACUUCUGAUGGGUUUUCCGGCAUCAUUCGGAUUGCCAUCUCGCCGGAUUCCGACGACGAACCAAUCCUUGACCGGUUCAGUUCUCGCUAUCCGGUAUCCGGAAAUGCCAUAUUCACUAAACCAUUUCAGUUGGAGUACAAAUGGGAUAGUGAAGGUAAUGGAGACUUGCUCAUGCUUGCCCAUCCUCUUCACAUUCGGCUUCUUUCGGCCAAUGAUUGUAAAAUCACUGUUUUGAAGGAUUUCAAGUACAAAAGCAUUGAUGGUGAGCUUGUUGGCGUUGUUGGAGAUUCAUGGGUAUUGAAAACUGCCCCAAUUCAGGUAACAUGGCAUUCCAUUAAAGGGGUAAAAAAAGAAUCCUAUCCUCAGAUCAUUAAUGCACUCCACAAAGAUGUGAAAAGUCUCCAGACACUCAAUUCAACAACAUUAGGCUCAUCAUCUUAUUUUUAUGGGAAAAGGGUUGCGAAAGCCGCGAGGUUGGCAUUGAUUGCUGAAGAGGUGAGUUAUCCCAAGGUGAUUCCUGCAAUCCUGGAUUUCUUGAAGGAGAAAAUUGAGCCAUGGUUAGAUGGAACAUUCGGCGAAAAUGCUUUCUUGUAUGAUGAGAAAUGGGGUGGACUUGUUACCAAGCAAGGAUCCAAUGACACUACGGCUGAUUUUGGUUUUGGAAUAUACAAUGAUCACCAUUUCCAUUUGGGUUACUUUCUUUAUUCAAUUGCAGUGCUUGCAAAGAUUGAUCCUGCUUGGGGGCAAAAGUACAGGCCUCAAGCUUAUUCACUUGUAACAGAUUAUAUGAACUUGGACACGAGAGCAAAUUCGAAUUAUCCUCGUUUGAGAUGCUUUGAUUUGUGGAAGUUGCAUUCUUGGGCUGCAGGGCUGACUGAGUUCCCAAAUGGGCGAAAUCAGGAGAGCACAAGCGAGGCAGUGAACGCGUACAAUUCAGCAGCGUUGUUGGGGUUGGCCUAUGGUGACACCAAUCUUGUUGCCACUGGAUCGACACUCGAGGCAAUGGAGAUUCAGUCAGCUCAAACAUGGUGGCAUGUGAAAGAGGGCAGCGAAAUGUAUGCGAAAAAAUUCACCAAGGAGAACAGGGUGGUGGGCAUUUUGUGGGCUAAUAAGAGGGACAGUGCACUUUGGUUUGCUCCACCAGAAUGGAGAGAGUGUAGGCUGGGAAUUCAGUUGUUGCCAAUUCUGCCAAUCAGUGAGGUCUUGUUCUCUGAUGCUGAGUAUGCCAAAGAGCUUGUGAAAUGGACACUGCCAGCUUUGAAAAGGGAAGGAGGGGUUGAAGAAGGGUGGAAGGGGUUUUUGUAUGCCUUGCAAGGGAUUUAUGACAAUGGUGGUGCUCUGCAUAACAUUAAGAACUUGACUGGAUAUGAUGACGGAAACACGCUUUCGAAUCUUCUGUGGUGGAUUCACAGUAGAGAUGUGAAGAAGAUUGAUGUGAAGACCAAGUGAGAGUGUUCUUGUAUGAUCAAUGGAUUCACUAAAUUAAUAUAAUAGCCUCGUGACUUCAGUGGUCUAGUUGGUAGAGAGCUCAGCUCCCCGAGCGAUUUUACCCAUAUUCGGGUCGCCUUGACCAAAGCGUUGUUUUGGUAUGCAUGUGAGACAGGCUCAUUAUGUAUUUUAGUUUUUAAAAUUUAUCCUGAUUGUGCUUCCUCCUCCUA